Lolium rigidum is the source of this 622-nucleotide messenger RNA. RefSeq lists its product as uncharacterized. The transcript is spliced from 3 exons. The record is from RefSeq and is a predicted model, not a curated record. NCBI's taxonomy places the organism in Eukaryota, Viridiplantae, Streptophyta, Magnoliopsida, Poales, Poaceae. The coding region runs from base 1 to 342 and encodes 113 amino acids.
AUGGGGCCCCGUGAUUCGCCGCCGUCGGAGCUGGGUGGAUCCGGCAAUGGAGCUAGAGCUGAUGUUGCUAGGAAGGCCAAGGAGGUGGAACGUAUGUUGGCAAAGUUAGAAGAAGCGGGAGUGGAGAUAGAUGACAAGAUAGCUAGUAUUAUUGAUGAUGAGGUAGCUAGAAUUAGAGCUGAAGCUGAGAGGGAGAAAAACAUCGAUGCACUAAAAGACAACGGCUUGCUGGUACUGUACACUAUUACAACUGUUGCUGUUGGUUUCUUGCUGGGAGCAGACUUUGUUGCAAAGUCCCUCCCUGCGCAACUGGCCAAGAUUAUCCUUUUUGGUGGAAAAUAGCGUAGGGCUUGCAGGGUUCACUCUGCUUAUAUGGUAUUUAAAACCAAGUAGGUAGUCUUGGUACCUAGCUAUGGUAUGCAAAACCUGUUUAUGUUGUGUGAUAAUUGUCAUGCUAUACUGGGGCUGUUGGCAUAUAAUAAUGUAACUAGUGUUAACACCAUGUAGCUGCAUGGAACAGGUGCUCUGUUAAGUGUUAAGUACUGCAAGUUAAUUAUUGUUUGGUAAUUGAAUCUGGCAUGCGCGUUCAUGUUAUGAUACUUAAUCAAAUGGUGGUUUAGUA